Molecule: messenger RNA, 2070 nt
Organism: Cherax quadricarinatus
Lineage: Eukaryota; Metazoa; Arthropoda; Malacostraca; Decapoda; Parastacidae
Product: methionine aminopeptidase 1
Biological process (GO): proteolysis
Cellular component (GO): cytosol
Molecular function (GO): metalloaminopeptidase activity
Source: RefSeq, a predicted model, not a curated record
UAGGUUAGUUAUUCACUGAGUUCAGUACGUCAACAAAGAUGUCUGCCAACGGGGUUGCUGCACACUGUUGUGAAACUCCAGGCUGUAAUGCCGAGGCUAAGCUGCAAUGUCCAACCUGCAUCAAAUUAAACAUACAAGGAUCAUUCUUCUGCUCACAGAAUUGCUUCAAAGGUUAUUGGGAGUCACAUAAAUUGCGUCAUAAAAAGCCUAGGUCACCAUGGUUCUCUGAACAACUAGAUCAGUACUUGCAGUAUUUUCCUGGAUAUGCAUAUUUUAAGAGAGCAGUUACUCAGUUUAAGAAUAUUUCAGGCAUCAGUGAUUCGAGCACGCCAUACAACCCUUGGCCAUACUACGCGUUUUCUGGUAGUUUACGUCCAUAUCCACAAACCACCAAGAAAGAGGUUCCUCCUUCCAUAGGCAGACCGGACUAUGCGGAUGACCCUAAUGGAUUCCCACAUUCAGAGCAAAAAGUACGAGGAGCUGCAAAUAUUAAGUGCCUUUCAGAUGAAGAGAAAGAGGGAAUGAGAGUGGCUUGCAAGUUAGCUCGAGAAGUUUUGGAUGAAGGAGUGAAAGUAGCAGAUAUUGGUGUGGCUACAGAUGAGAUUGAUCGUGUUGUACAUGAAGCUGCUAUUGAACGAGAGUGCUACCCUUCACCCUUGAACUACCAUGGUUUUCCCAAGUCCUGCUGCACUUCAGUCAAUGAAGUUAUAUGUCAUGGCAUCCCAGAUAUGAGGCCGCUACAAAAUGGGGAUAUAUGUAAUAUUGAUGUUACAGUAUACCAUCGCAAUUUCCAUGGUGACUUGAAUGAAACUUUAUUUAUUGGUGAGGUCAGUAGUAUAGCAAAAAACCUUGUCAAGACCACCUGGGAAUGCCUUCAGAAGUCUAUUGAAAUUGUUAAGCCUGGUGUCAAGUACCGGGAAGUGGGAUCAUUAAUCCAGAAGCAUGCUCACUCCCAGGGUUUCUCUGUAGUGCGUUCCUACUGUGGCCAUGGUAUUCAUCAAUUGUUUCAUACUGCACCAUCUGUUCCACACUAUGCUAAAAACAAGGCAGUUGGUGUUAUGAAGCCCGGACAUACAUUCACAAUUGAACCAAUGAUCUCGGAAGGUACAUGGAAAGACGAGCAAUGGCCAGAUAACUGGACUGCUGUAACCGCAGAUGGAAAACUGUCUGCCCAGUUUGAAGAAACACUGUUGGUGACCGACACUGGAGUUGAAGUUCUCACUCAACGCAGAGACAGAAAUGGUCAACCUUAUUUCAUGGAUUAAGUUAAGGAGAACUUUAGGUAAAUUGUCCAGUAUAUAUCCUAGGAAAUACCUUGUUGGAUUGAUUGGUGUUUGUAUAUGUUCAUUGUAUAUGAGGAAUCCAAAAGUGUACAUAUUUAUAACUUUAUAUUUCAUAUUUUUCAUGACAUUUAAGCUUGUAUAAGUGCACAGUAGAUUAGGACAUGAUUUGUAUUUGCUGAAUUGCUGUUACUGAGAUCACUCAUAUGAAAUAUAUACUGUAUACCUAACAUAUUCAUGAAGAUAUAUUUUGCCUUCAUUGAAUGACUAUCUAAGUUAUAUCUCAGUCACAUUUAAGUACAGUGCUAUCUCCUUUUCCUUCAUUUUUAAAGGGCCUAUUUCUGUUUUAAAUAUAGUAAUUACUCACCUUUCAUGUACCCACCUACUAUGUUUUCGUCACUUUGCCUUUCACGUUUUGUGCCCUUUCUUCAGUUUUUUAAUAAUCAGGGGAAAAGGACUAAAUCCACAGGGGUCACAUAGUGCCUGUGGAAUGGGAGGCUUUCAGGUUUGAUUCAAGGAAGGGGAGGGUAAAUCCAGUUCUUUGGAUCAAGAGCCCCUCAUAGACAUUAAGGCACACCUCCCUUGAGAGGUGUCUAUCUUCAGCUUUCACUGUAAAUCUAUUCUGCUUUCAGUCAUUGAAUUAAAAAAUUAUUUUUCUGUUUUUCAACCAAAUACUGUGUAUGCUCAUUUAUGCAUGUAUCAAGCGCUCAUGUAUGUUUGGUAGAGAUUAGUCAAGACCCAUAGAUUUAAUAGAGUAUUUACAUUGUUUAUUAAAGUUGAAUUGUUAGCA